Drosophila takahashii is the source of this 1631-nucleotide messenger RNA. RefSeq lists its product as uncharacterized. Lineage: Eukaryota; Metazoa; Arthropoda; Insecta; Diptera; Drosophilidae. The record is from RefSeq and is a predicted model, not a curated record. Gene Ontology annotation, cellular component: dystrophin-associated glycoprotein complex; sarcolemma.
UAUUUUUAGUUUGUUUUCGCCUCUUGGUGCGUACAGUUGCAGUGCCGCCCAAUCCAAAUCGUUUGUUUUUAUUAUUUUUUUUUAGUUUCGUUUCGGUUCGAUUUUGUUUUGAUUUCGGUAUUGCUGCUCUCGGUUCUUUUCAACUCUGCUAUCCCCGCCUCCGAAGCGAUUUCGACUUUCGUUUUAAAUUGUUGUUGUAUUUGCGAAUGCAGCCAAUGGGAAUAUGCCCGUAGCUCCUGGCGCGGUGCUUUCGCCUGGUACUCGUAUCAUCCUAGUCCCGGAAUGUCCAUUUAGAUCCAGCCAGGCGAUCGGCUAGUCAUGCCAGUGCAACCAGUCCGUCCCGUGAGCACCUACGACAACUUGGGCGCCUCCUCCCAGUCGAGGGAGCUGGAGUCCGGAAUGCUUGAACCGGAACCGGAAGUGGAAGUGGAUAUGGAACUCAAUGCCAGCGGCACUAGCCACAGUAUAGCUGCUGUCAAGGCGGCCUUGAACGAUGCCAAGUCGAAAUUCUUCGGGAUAAACAACUAUGAGUCACCCGAGGCCGGCAAGAGUGCCGCUCAGGUGGUGAAUGUCAAGCCGGAACCAAAGUACCAGAAUGUUCCGCAACGGGAUGAGAUCCCUGCAGUGGCUGCUCCAGAAUCUCCAUCCCUUCCAUCGGCAUCCCAUCCCACUUCUCCUUCCGGCGAUCUGCAGAACAGGGCACUCCGCUAUGCCACCACCUACGAACAGAUUCCCCUCAGCGAUUUGGAAGCUCCGCAGUCGUCGCAGGCCGUCUACAUGAGCACCACAGUUCCGCAGAACAUGAAAGGCAUGAAGAUCGCCGGUCGACAUACGCCAACCCGAAACAGUCUGCGGCACAGCCGGAUGAUCGUUGUUAAUCACAAAAAUCAUGACAGUCUCCAAGCGACAAGGAACCUGAAUAUUUCGCGGCAACUCCUAAUUAUGCAAUUAGCUGUUGGUCUGCUGAUUGUUGGACUAGCGGCUUGGAUUCUUAUUCUAGCGCCGAAUGCAUCAAUAUUGAUCAAUCCAUAUCUGGGUGGUCUGUCGUUGCUGUUGGCGAGUGUUGCGGGUCUGAUACUGAUGCGAAGGAACCACAAGAUCUCGGAUCACAGACCCCCAAACAGUUGCUACAAGGUCCUGCUGGCCGAGUGCUACGUGUCCAACGGCCUGGCGUUGAUCUUCUGCUGUUUGGCCCUCGUCUGUGCGGCGAUCGAGUUUGCGGAGCUCACCUCAUCCGCGGCUGGGGAUUGCGGGCCCACAUCCAGCUCCCUUUUGAGUUACCACAAUUGCACCUGCUUGUCGGCCGGCGAAGCAGUGACCUCCUCCUUCGAGGACCCGUCCGCACUUAUUGCUGUUCAGGAAUCAUCGCAAAGCGAUGGAUGUGGAGAACUUCGGAUCGAAUGGAAAUAUCUCCUGGCCUUCUCGAUGGCGCUCAACACUCUGGGCAUUGUUGCAACAUUCUUAUACAUAACGCUAUUCAUUUGUUGCCACCGCAACAGAGAUCAUUUUUACACGUCUGUGUAGGGGUUGUUCACACUUAGGCUAUUACUUAAAUAAUACAAAUAUUUUACUUAAAUUAUUUUAGUAACUGAUACAAAUUACAAAUAAAUUAUUUAUUAAUAAUAAUACCA